This is a messenger RNA of Danio aesculapii, 9118 nucleotides long. It is a transcript of the gene nipblb, whose product is annotated as NIPBL cohesin loading factor b. Lineage: Eukaryota; Metazoa; Chordata; Actinopteri; Cypriniformes; Danionidae. Gene Ontology annotation, cellular component: Scc2-Scc4 cohesin loading complex. Gene Ontology annotation, biological process: replication-born double-strand break repair via sister chromatid exchange; establishment of protein localization to chromatin; regulation of gene expression. Gene Ontology annotation, molecular function: chromatin binding. The record is from RefSeq and is a predicted model, not a curated record.
AUGUCCAUAGAGCUGAAGGACAACUUGGGCAGUGAUGACCCGGAAGGAGAUGUGCCUCUACUGCUACAGACGGUGCUGUCCAGGAACCCCAAUGUCUUCAGGGAGAAAAGUACGCCCACCCGAUACGGGGUUCAGGGCGGUUUAAUGCAACAGCCAAUGAUACCACCGUAUAAGAUGCCUCAGAAUUCCAUGCAUGGAAGUCCGGCGUCAAACUACCAGCAAACCACUAUAACUCCGAGCCCUCCCAGCCGAUAUGUUCAAACUCAGGCGGGUUCUGGUAGCAGGUACAUGCCCCAGCAGAACAGUCCAGUGCCCAGUCCGUAUGCGCCACAGAGUCCAGCGGGCUACAUGCAGUACAGCCACCCACGCUACCCCCAGCACCAACCGAUCCAGCAAGUUUCCGUAUCCAGUCCAAUAGUUCCCAGUGGCAUGAGAAACAUUCACGACAACAAAGUCUCUGGUCAAGUGUCGGGUAAUUCCAACCACAACGCGAGGCAUUGCUCCAACGACGAGUACAUCAACAUCGUCCAGAGACUUGGAAAUGAUGAGGGUGACCCCGCCAUGAGAAAUACCUCUUUUCCUGUACGCUCCGCCUGUUCUCCUGCUGGAAGUGAAGAGACUCCAAAAGUUGGACCUAGGCCGCCCUUGAUUCUUCAGUCUUCUUCACCCUACACCUCCCCUAGAGAUACAGCUCCGGACCUCUUGGAUUCGCCUGCGAAAAAGAAGCAGAAAAGGUUAUUGAAAGAGGAGGGAGGUAAAGGCGCCAUGUAUGACAUUGUCAGCUCGCCCUCUAAAGACUCGACUAAACUAACAAUUAAGUUGUCUCGAGUGAAGUCAUCGGAGACUGAGCAGUCAGCUGAGCCUGUGGUACCUGUAGUAGACCAUGGCUCAGAUGCUGAGAACGAGGUAUCAUGCAACAGCUUAUCAUAUCACCGGAACCCCCAGGAGCGACUCUCCGCUGGUCAGUGUCUUUCAGGGGAGCAAUCAGCCUACCAGCAGGUUCCUGUACUACAAAACAUCGGGGCACUUGCAGCCAAACAGCCCGGUGUAGUUAGUGGAACCCCGUACGACGAGGCAGAGCUGGAUGCUCUUGCUGAGAUCGAAAGGAUUGAGAGGGAAUCUGCUAUAGAACGAGAACGCUGCUCUAAGGAAGUUCAAGAUAAAGACAAGCCUCUAAAGAAGAGAAAACAGGAUUCGUACCCUCAGGAACCAGGAGCUGCAGGCACAGCUGGUGCUUCUGGGACACCUGGUGUUGGUGGCGGAUGCAAUGCUGGGAACAAACUGGUACCUCAAGAGGCUUGUGCUGCGAGCAAUGGAUCUAGUCGGCCAGCCUUGAUGGUCAGUAUUGACCUGCAGCAAGCAGGUAGGGUGGAAGGGCCAGUGGACUCCUUUCCUGUCCCUGCCACAGAGGCUCAGCGCUGGACAGAGGAUGGCUCCGAAUCCACCGGGGUCUUGAGGCUCAAAUCAAAGACAGAUGGGGAGGUGCAGAGGACAGUAGAUGGUCGGCCAGAAGUUAUCAAGCAACGAGUAGAAACUACGCCACAGAAAACUGCUGUAGAUGGACGACCAGAGACUCCCAAAAACAAGCACGAAAACCGACGGGAAAUCUCCAACAAAGUGAGUUCUGAAAAGAGGUCAGAUUUGUCAAAGCACAGACAUGAUGGUAAAGCUGAUAAAGUAAGGGCUGAGGGAAGAGGCCAUGAAACCUCCCGAAAGCAUGAAGGGCGAUCAGAAUUAUCUCGAGAGUGCAAAGAGGAAAGGCACAGAGAAAAGGACAGUGACGGCUCUAAAGGCCGCCGAUCAGAUACAUCGAAGUCCAGUAGAGUAGAGCACAAUCGGGACAAGGAACAGGACCAAGAAAAAGUUGUGGAUAAGGGCCUUGAGAAAGGCAGCAAGGAGCUGGAGAAAGGCCGGGACAAAGAGAGAGUGAAAGAUCCAGAGAAGGACCAGGAGAAGGGUCGUGAUAAGGAGGUGGAGAAAGGCAAAAACAAAGAGCGGGUAAAAGAUCGAGUCAAGGAGCAAGAGAAAGGCCGGGACAAGGAGCAGGUGAAAGGUCGGGACAAAAAACGGGACAAGGACUUGGGAAAAGGUCGAGAGAAAGAUCAGGACAAGGAGCUGGAAAAAGGUCGUGAGAAAGAUCAGGACAAGGACCUGGAAAAAGGUCGGGAGAAAGAUCAGGAAAAGGAGCUGGAAAAAGGUCGGGAGAAAGAUCAGGACAAGGACCUGGAAAAAGGUCGGGAGAAAAAUCAGGACAAGGAGCUGGAAAAAGGUCGGGAGAAAGAUCAGGACAAGGAGCUGGAAAAAGGUCGGGAGAAAGAUCGGGACAAGGUUCGGGAGAAAGAUCGGGACAAGGUUCGAGAUAAAGAUCGUGACAAAACUCGGGAGAAAGAUAGGGAAAAGUUUCGUGAGAAAGAUCGUGACAAACUUCGGGAAAAAGUGCGGGAGAGAGAUCGGGACAAAGGGCGGGAGAAAGACCGGGACAAACAGGUUAAAACUCGAGAGAAAGAUCAGGAGAAGGAACGGUUAAAAGAUCGGGACAAAGAACGAGAAAAAGUUCGGGAAAAGGGUCGGGACAGGGAUCGAGAUCAAGAAAAAAAGCGCAACAAAGAACUCACAGAGGAUAAACAGGCUCCAGAGCAGCGGUCACGUCCCAACAGUCCUCGGGUAAAACAGGAACCCCGUAAUGGAGAAGAAUCCAAAAUAAAACCUGAGCGGUCGGUCCACAAAAAUUCCAGCAACAAAGAUGAGAAAAGGGGUGGGGAAAACAAGAACCAAGUUGAUGGACACAAGCCUUUAUCAAUGGACAGUAAAACAGCCGAUUUUCCCAACUACCUAUUAGGGGGGAAAUCAAGUGCAUUAAAGAAUUUUGUCAUUCCCAAGUUAAAAAGGGACAAAGAGGGUAAUGUGAUGCAGGAAGUGCGAAUAGAACUGUUUUCCGAGCCACGUGUGAAAUUAGAGAAGCUAGACCUGGUAGAGGACCUCAAUAAGGGCGCCAAACCUGUUGUUGUUCUGAAGAAACUUUCCAUUGAUGAGGUCCAGAAGAUGAUCAGUAAUUCACGCAGCUCGAAAUCCAGCAGGUCGUCUCACGGCAGAUUUAGAGAGACUGAUUCCCGUUUGCCACUAUGUGAGAGAGUGAAAAUGAAUAAACGCAGGCGCAGCUCCACUAAUGAGAAGCCCAAGUAUGCAGAAGUCAGCUCAGAUGAUGAUGAUAGUAGCUCUGUAGAAAGUAACCCCAAAGCGUUCAAAAAGGACAGAGAUAAAACAUGGGAAUAUGAAGAAAAGGACCGGCGGGGUUCUGGAGAUCACCGGCGGAGCUUCGACAGUCGGAGAAGUUCUGGAGGUCGACAUCGAGAACGCAGCCCUGAAGACUCAGAUGAAGAUUCACCUCCUCCAAGCCUAAGUGACCUUGCCCGAAAGCUGAAGAAAAGAAAAGCAGAAAAAGAGAAAUCCUACGAGCCUAAACUGACUGUGGACGAAAUGAUGGACUCAUCGACGUUCAAGAGAUUUACAACCAGUGUUGACAACAUUCUGGACAACCUUGAAGAUGUGGACUUGACAUCAUUAGAUGAUGAUGAGAUUCCCCAGGAGUUGCUGCUCGGAAAACACCAGCUCUCAGAGUUAAGCAGUGAAUCAGCCAAAAUAAAGGCCAUGGGCAUCAUGCAUAAGAUUACAACUGAUAAAAUGGUGAAGGUCCAGAGUAUUUUGGAAAAGAACAUCCAGGAUGCAAAGCUCUCCACCCUUAUGAAUCACGACAACGACAGGGACGACGAGGAGCGCUUGUGGCGUGACCUCAUCAUGGAGCGUGUCACCAAAUCUGCUGAUGCUUGUCUGACGGCUCUUAACAUCAUGACCUCAGCACGAAUGCCCAAGGCCGUUUACAUCGAGGACGUUAUCGAGAGGGUCGUGCAGUACACCAAGUUUCAUCUACAGAACACGCUGUACCCAUAUGACCCCGUCUAUAGGGUGGAUCAUCAUGGUGGUGGAACACUAAGCUCGAAAGCCAAGCGAGCAAAAUGCUCAACGCACAAGCAGAGAGUUACCGUCAUGCUCUACAACAAAGUGUGUGACGUUAUCAGUAACCUGUCUGAACUCCUGGAGAUUCAGCUGUUGACAGACACAACCAUCCUCCAGAUUUCAUCUCUAGGUAUCACUCCAUUUUUUGUGGAGAACGUGAGCGAGCUGCAGCUCUGUGCCAUUAAACUAGUGACUGCUGUGUUUUCUCGAUACGAGAAGCACAGACAGCUGAUCCUGGAGGAGAUCUUCACCUCUCUCGCCAGACUGCCAACCAGCAAGAGGAACUUGAGGAAUUACAGACUGAACAGCAGUGAUGUGGAUGGAGAGCCGAUGUACAUUCAGAUGGUGACGGCGCUGGUUCUGCAGCUCAUUCAGUGUGUGGUUAAUCUGCCUUCAGACAAAGACUCGGAUGAGGAGAAUGACAGAAAGGUUGAUCAGGAUGUGCUAAACAACUCGUAUGAGACCGCAAUGAGGACAGCACAAAACUUCCUCUCUGUUUUCCUCAAAAAGUGUGGUAGUAAGCAGGGUGAAGACGACUACACGCUCUUUGAGAACUUUGUUCAGGAUCUCCUGUCUACGGUGAAUAAACCUGAUUGGCCGGCUGCAGAGCUGCUGCUGAGCCUUCUGGGAAGGCUGCUGGUUCAUCAGUUCAGUAAUAAGCAGACGGAGAUGGCUCUGAGAGUGGCUUCUUUGGAUUAUCUGGGCACAGCUGGCUGCACGUUCGCAAAUGAUGCCGUCACCAGCAAAAUGGACCAGCGCUCCAUCAACCGCAUCCUCGGAGAGAGCUCAGGCAGUGAUGAGAUUCAGCAGUUGCAAAAGGCUCUGCUAAAUUACCUGGAUGAGAAUGUGGAGACGGAUCCAUUUCUCUUGGUGAGAUUUUGCAAGAAGUUUUACCUUGCGCAGUGGUACAGGGACACCAGCACUGAGACGGAGAAAGCCAUGAAAUCUCAGAGUCAGAGGGACGACGAUUCGUCUGAUGGGCCUCACCACGCUAAAGACAUCGAAACCACUAGUGAGAUCUUGCAGAAAGCUGAAGCUCGCAAGAAGUUCCUCCGGUCUGUUAUUAAGACCACGGCAUCGAAAUUCAGCUCACUGAGAGUAAACUCGGAUACUGUGGACUACGAGGACUCGUGUCUCAUUGUGCGAUAUCUGGCCUCCAUGAGGCCGUUUGCACAGAGCUUUGAUAUUUACUCCACACAGAUCUUGAGAGUUCUCGGUGAAAGCAUUGCAGUGAGAACUAAAGCGAUGAAGUGUCUUUCUGAAGUGUGGCAGUGGAUCCCAAGUAUUCUUGCGCGUCUGGACAUGCAGCGGGGCGUUCAUGGCCGACUGAUGGACAACUCCACCAGUGUGAGAGAAGCUGCAGUCGAGCUGCUGGGACGCUUCGUUCUGAGCCGACCGCAGCUCACUGAACAGUAUUACGACAUGCUGAUCGAGCGCAUCCUGGACACGGGCAUCAGCGUGAGGAAAAGAGUUAUUAAAAUCCUGCGAGACAUCUGUCUGGAGCAGCCCACCUUCAACAAGGUCACAGAAAUGUGUGUGAAGAUGAUCAGGAGGGUCAAUGACGAAGAAGGCAUCAAGAAAUUGGUGAAUGAAACCUUUCAGAAGCUCUGGUUCACUCCUACACCCAAUCACGAUAAAGAGCCAGACACGCACACCGAUUCUCACAUCACAGACGUGGUCGCUGCCUGCAGGGAUUCCGGUUACGACUGGUUCGAGCAGCUGCUUCAGAAUCUGUGGAAAUCAGAAGAGGACGCCUCUUACAAACCGGCCAGGAAGGCUUGUACUCAGCUGGUGGACAGUCUCGUGGAGCACAUUCUGAAAUAUGAGGAGUCUCUCGCUGACUGUGAGAAUAAGGUGACGUCUAAUUGCCUAGUGGCUUGUAUCACCACGCUAUACCUGUUCAGCAAAAUCCGACCGCAUCUGAUGGUGAAACAUGCCAUGACUAUGCAGCCGUACCUGACCACAAAGUGUAACACUCAGAGUGAUUUUAUGGUGAUCUGUAAUGUGGCGAAAAUCCUGGAGCUUGUUGUUCCUUUGAUGGACCAUCCGAGUGAAAGCUUCCUCACCACUAUCGAAGAAGACCUGAUGAAACUCAUCAUCAAAUAUGGCAUGACGGUUGUGCAGCACUGUGUGAGUUGUCUUGGCGCAGUCGUCAAUAGGGUCACCCAUAACUACAAGUUUGUCUGGUCUUGUUUCAACCGCUACUAUGGAGCUCUGAGCAAGCUGAAGAUGCAGCAUCAGGAAGACCCCAACAGCACCGUCCUGGUCUCGAAUAAACCUGCACUGCUCCGCUCACUCUUCACCGUCGGCGCGCUGUGCAGACAUUUCGACUUCGACCAGGAGGAGUUCAAAGGCAGUAAUAAGGUGGUCAUAAAGGACAAAGUCCUGGAGCUGCUGCUGUAUUUCACUAAGAACGAUGAUGAGGAGGUGCAAACCAAAGCCAUCAUUGGUCUAGGGUUUCUGUUCAUCCAGGACCCAGGACUCAUGUUUGUUACAGAGGUGAAAAACCUCUACAACACCCUCUUGGCCGACAGGAAGACAUCAGUGAAUCUGAAGAUUCAGGUGCUGAAGAACCUGCAGACGUAUCUACAAGAGGAGGAUUCCCGAAUGCAGGAGGCCGACCGCGAGUGGAAUAAGUUGUCCAAGAAAGAGGACCUGAAGGAAAUGGGCGACAUCUCGUCCGGCAUGAGCAGCUCCAUCAUGCAGCUCUACCUCAAGCAGGUGCUGGAGGCUUUCUUCCACACGCAGUCCAGCGUCAGACACUACGCCCUCAACGUCAUCGCCCUGACGCUCAAUCAGGGGCUCAUUCACCCUGUACAGUGUGUCCCAUAUCUGAUUGCGAUGGGAACUGACUCCGAGCCCACAAUGAGGAAUAAAGCCGAUCAACAGCUGGUGGAGAUCGACAAGAAGUACACAGGCUUCAUUCAUAUGAAGGCUGUGGCGGGGAUGAAGAUGUCGUAUCAGGUGCAGCAGGCCAUCGUGGGCUCGAAGGACACUGUGAUCAGGGGUUUCCGGCUGGACGAGAGCAGCACAGCUCUGUGUUCACAUCUCUACACGAUGGUGCGCGGAAAUAGGCAACACCGCAGGGCUUUCCUCAUCUCACUGCUAAACCUGUUCGACGACAACGCGAAGUCGGAUGUGAACAUGCUGCUGUACAUCGCAGACAAUCUGGCCUGUUUCCCCUAUCAGACUCAGGAGGAGCCGAUGUUCAUCAUGCAUCAUGUGGACAUUACACUGUCUGUGUCCGGCAGCAACCUGCUGCAGUCCUUCAAAGAGUCUCUCCUGAAAGAGCCGAGGAAAGUGGAGGUGGUGAAAAAGAAGAAAAAGAAGAAGAAGAAGAAGAAGCAGAAGCAGAAGCGAGGGAAGAAGUACGGCUCUGAGGAAGAGGAUGAGAGCAGUAGGAGUAGUAGUAGCAGCAGCAGCAGCAGCAGCAGUGACAGCGACAGCUCUGAAGAUGAAGUUAUUCAUCGGCGGAAGAAACCCAGACGGACCACUGCAAACUCCGACUCCGAUUCAGACCUGGACGUGGAGGAUGUUGAUAAAGUGAUGCUGCGGCUGCCAGACAACCCCGAACCCCUGCUGGACUUCGCCAACGCGUCUCAGGGCAUUCUGCUGCUCUUGAUGCUCAAACAGCACCUCAAAAACCUCUACGGCUUCUCUGACAGUAAAAUUCAGAAGUACUCGCCUACAGAAUCUGCAAAGAUUUAUGACAAAGCUGUAAACAGGAAGGCCAACGUGCAUUUCAACCCACGGCAGACGCUGGACUACCUGACCAACAGCCUGUCCAAUGCAGAUCUCAGCAACGACGUCAAGAGGAGAGUCGUUAGACAGUAUUUAGAUUUUAAGGUACUGAUGGAGCACUUGGACCCGGAUGAGGAAGAAGAGGAGGGAGAGGCUUCAGCCAGUUCACAUGCCAGAAAUAAAGCCAUCAAUGCUCUGCUAGGAGGCUCCAGUCCCAAGAAUAAUGCUGCUGAAUCGUACGACGACGAUAGUGAAGUGGAAGAAAAGACUCCUGGGUCCUCCCGGAGGUCAAGGAGAACCGGAGAUUCGGCGGAGGCAUCAGGACACAGGAACGAAACUGUGGAAGCCGCGGACGUCAUCGCUCUGUGCUGCCCCAAAUAUAAGGACCGGCCGCAGCUCGCACGCGUUAUUCAGAAGACCAGCAAAGGCUACAGCAUUCACUGGAUGGCCGGAUCCUACUCCGGCACCUGGGCCGAGGCCAAGAAACGAGACGGACGCAAACUGGUGCCUUGGGUGGACACUAUAAAGGAGUCUGACAUUAUUUACAAGAAAAUUGCCUUGACGAGCGCACACAAACUGAGCAACAAAGUAGUGCAGACUUUACGUUCACUGUACGCAGCCAAGGAAGGAUCUUCCAGCUAAUUAAACCUGUAAUAACUCUGGAACUGUUACACCCAGUGAACUCUCAGCAGCCAAACUUCAUCAGGAUUCAACGUUUUGUAAACCUAAAGUCAGAGAUCCUACAGACUCGCAGGUUUUAAGAUCCCACGUGGUAUUAAGGAAGUGUUGGUUUGUUCAGAUGUGAAUCCUGUACAUCUUUUUAAGUUAAACUGAAACGGAGCUCCUUCGCUGUUGUGCAGCAAAACCUGGUUGUUUGAAAUAUUUUUUUCCUCCCCCUUCACUGUAUCAUAGUUUAACACACAAAAACGCAAACAAAAAUGUUUAUAUCUCUGACGAAAAAAAGAAAAAAAAGUCUGUUUAAAGAAAUAAACCUAAAGUGAAUGUUGGAAAUUAGUCUGUUGAUGUUCUUAAUAAAAGUGACCUUGGAGUUUAACCUAGCGCCGGAUGGAUUUCUUUAGCUUAGCUCAGUUUUCCAGGGAAAUAAACGUUGAAACAUCUCCUCUGCUUUAUGUUUGACUUCUUUUGUGCUGUAAAAUGGAGUCUCCUGGACAUAAUUUAUUCAGUUUGAAAGCAGAGCAUGCAGUAUCUGUCGCCGACAUGGACGGGAGGGAUUCUUUUGUAAAUGUAGAUUUUGAUGUAUUGGGUCAGGGUUCGGGUCUCUACUCCCCAGAGCGGGACACGGGGGACCCCAGCAUGUGUGGAGGAGCAAAUACUGCAAUAAAUUUUUUACUUCUCUUUCUUA